AUGCUUAUACUCGGACAUAAAAUUGGAAGGUGCGUAAAAAUUAGAAAAGCGAAUUUUCCGAAAUUUAUGAACUUCAGUUCAAAUAUAAAAAAUGACAUAUAUAAUCAGUAUGAGACUUUUAUAACUAUAGGAAAUAAAAAUCCUGAACAAGUCAUAAAUUUAUUGAACGAAAUAAAUAAGGAAAAGGGAUGUGACACUGAGUUAAUAAAAAAUAUUACGAAUCAUAUAUACGACUUUAGUGAAGACUUUUUUUGUCCGCAAUUAGUUAAGGUUUUAGAAAAUUAUGUAAUGUUAAAAUAUUCGGAUGAAACCUUACUAGCAAUGGUAUGCAACCGAAUAGACGACUUGGUAAGUAUAAAAUCUUGUUUAAGAACAAAAAUAAUGAUAAAUAUUUUUAAACAACUAAAUUUCCAUCAUCCGUUGGUUAAACUUCCAUUACUGUCUCAACUAAAUGAUAAUAUUAAUGAUUAUAAAAAUGAGUUAGUUUCUAUUAUAAAAAAUAUAUCUUAUUUAUAUGUAGAUACCUGCACAAGUCAUAAUAUUAUGAACCGUGUAAUAGUAAAUUAUGAUUAUUAUGACAAGGAUAUAUUUACCAUAUUUGAAGCUUUUAGUAGGCUAGAUGAUUAUACAGAAAUGUUUAUCGAUUUAAUGGUAGAAAAAGUACAAAAUAUAGAACAAAGUAAUAGAUGUUGUAGUUUAAAAGAUUUUCUUAAAUUCCUCAGUGCAUAUAAGAGAAUAGGAUUAAAUGAAAAUACAUAUUUACAUACACAAUUUGAAAAAAAAAUAAAUAAUAUUAAAUUAUUAUCUCCUAGUAAUAUUUCUUAUAUUCUUCUGCAAAUGGUAUCAGCCAAAUAUAGAAAUGAACACUUAUUUGAAUUGUUAAUGAUGAAUAUAGAAAAUUAUAUAAACAGUAACAGGGGAGAAACAAAUUAUGAAAAGACAAAUUUAUUCUUCUAUGAUUUGGCUAGUUGUAAUGAGAGGAAAAAGAGAAGUAAAAGUGCCAAUUGUGCUAUAGUUAAAGGAGGAAAGGCGAUAAAAAGUGAAAAUGUAAUUGAUAAGGAUGAAGAAUUACGAAUUUAUGAAAAUACUUAUAGUUCCAUUUGUAACAGAUACAUUUUAUAUUUUUUACCUUUUCAUUUACUUUUGCUAAUAUUGUUAGAUUAUGAUAAUAAAAAUAUAUUAAUGCACUUGCUUACCAUAUGUGUAAGUGACUAUCUGUCCUUAUAUGAUACAUCAGAUUUGAUUAAAUUGUUAUAUGCCCACACUCUUCUUCUAGUAAUGAUUGGAAAAAAGGAUAAUAAUAAGAGUAAAACUGCAAAACUAGAAGGAAACGUUUUACAUAUAUUCAUGGCUCUUCAAUAUGUAUAUAAAAGUGCUACUAUUAAUGAUCUGAAAAUAUUACAUAAUUGCUUUUUAUAUCAUCAUAAUAUUUUUAAAAAUAAUAGCAGCAAAUUGAAAAAGCUACAAGACGAUUUGUUAUAUACAGAAUGCUUUUCAAUAUUGCCAUCAUCCUAUUCUAAUUUAAAGUUUGAACAGCUAGAAGUGGUCAGAUGUGCUAGUUCAUCAUAUUUGAAAAAUGUGAACAAUGAUUCGAUUUAUUUUUACUUAAAUAAGAAUGAUUUCUUUUCAUCAAACCAGUAUCAUUAUGAUAACUUGUUGUUAAAUGUUAGGCUCAAAAUUGAUAUUUUAAAAAAGCGUCACAGUACUAGUAGUCUGAAGAUAAUUUAUAAGGAAAACAUCAUUAAAAGUGAGUAG
Messenger RNA from Plasmodium malariae, 1755 nucleotides. RefSeq names its product conserved Plasmodium protein, unknown function. The record is from RefSeq and is a predicted model, not a curated record. The transcript has a single exon. The coding region runs from base 1 to 1755 and encodes 584 amino acids. NCBI's taxonomy places the organism in Eukaryota, Apicomplexa, Aconoidasida, Haemosporida, Plasmodiidae.